Messenger RNA from Lotus japonicus, 1038 nucleotides. Its product is annotated as calmodulin-lysine N-methyltransferase. Gene Ontology annotation, cellular component: cytoplasm. The record is from RefSeq and is a predicted model, not a curated record. NCBI's taxonomy places the organism in Eukaryota, Viridiplantae, Streptophyta, Magnoliopsida, Fabales, Fabaceae. The coding region runs from base 51 to 1001 and encodes 316 amino acids. Gene Ontology annotation, molecular function: calmodulin-lysine N-methyltransferase activity. The transcript has 7 exons.
UCAUAAAAUUGGACUAGUCACUGAAAUCAAAUCCUUCCGAAAAAUUGGACAUGGAAAACAAAACGAACGAGAAAGCUUCCUCUCUGCGAUGGAAAAUCCUUCGUCGCGCGCUUCUCUCUCACCCUCCCACUCCAAACCCAGAUGAGCAAUCUCAAACCAGUAUUAAGCGCAUUUCAAGAAGGACCAGUAAUGGUUUCAACAUGAUACCCUCUCAUAUAGUCGAUGAUGAACGUAGUAGUUUGAGUAAAUGCAAUGGUUCUGCAGCAAGGGAUGCUCGCGUUUGUUACAGUUUACCCAUCCCUGGUUCUCCACAACUAUUUUUAACACAACGAGUGGACAACCGAGCUGACCUCAGUGAUUUUGAGAUAUGUAACAGAUACAACAUCGACAACACUGGGCUUGUGUGUAAUUGGCCAUCAGAAGACGUUCUUGCUCACUAUUGCUUGUCAAAUGCUGAUAUAUUCAGGUCUAAAAACGUUAUUGAGCUUGGUUCUGGCUACGGCUUGGCUGGAUUUGUUAUUUCAGCUGUUACCGAGGCAUCGAAAGUUGUAAUCUCUGAUGGAAAUCCACAAGUGGUUGAUUAUACUCAGCAUAACAUUGAAGCCAACUCUGGAGCAUUUGGGGAAACAAUUGUGAAGUCUAUGAUGCUUCACUGGAAUCAGGAAGAUAUAUUUAAUGUUACUGACACUUUUGACAUCAUUAUCGCAAGUGAUUGCACUUUCUUUAAGGAUUUCCACAAAGGCCUUGCUCAAGUUGUCAAACACUUGUUAUCAAAAGCAGCUUCUUCUGAGGCGAUAUUUCUAAGUCCGAAUAGAGGCAACUCGUUGGACCUGUUCUUGGAGGUAGCACAAGAAAUUGGCUUGCAUUUCAGUGUAACAGAGAACUAUGACAAUGAUGUCUUGAAACGUCAUGAGCGAUUCUUGAGUGGUGAAGAUAGGGUCUCUUGGCCCAGUUAUGAUAAAGAUCACUGCUAUCCACUCUUAAUCAGAAUUACCCUUUGAACUUUCUGUAAGAUAUUUUGCCUAGGGCUUCUUUCCA